GGGCACCUCCUCCCACUGCGGGCAAAGGGCAGGCAGUUCGUGCGCGGACACAAGCACUGGCGGACCGUGGCCAUGGCGGGCGCUGAGUGGAAGUCGCUGGAGGAAUGCUUGGAGAAGCACCUGCCGCUCCCCGACUUGCAGGAAGUGAAGCGCGUUCUCUAUGGCAAGGAACUCAGGAAGCUUGAUCUGCCCAGGGAAGCUUUCGAAGCUGCCUCCAGAGAAGACUUUGAACUGCAGGGAUAUGCCUUUGAAGCAGCGGAGGAGCAGCUGAGACGACCCCGCAUUGUGCACGUGGGGCUGGUUCAGAACAGAAUCCCCCUCCCCGCAAAUGCCCCUGUGGCAGAACAGGUCUCUGCCCUUCAUAGACGCAUAAAGGCUAUCGUAGAGGUGGCUGCAAUGUGUGGAGUCAACAUCAUCUGUUUCCAGGAAGCAUGGACUAUGCCCUUUGCCUUCUGUACGAGAGAGAAGCUUCCUUGGACAGAAUUUGCUGAGUCAGCAGAGGAUGGGCCCACCACCAGAUUCUGUCAGAAGCUGGCGAAGAACCAUGACAUGGUGGUGGUGUCUCCCAUCCUGGAACGAGACAGCGAGCAUGGGGAUGUUUUGUGGAAUACAGCCGUGGUGAUCUCCAAUUCCGGAGCAGUCCUGGGAAAGACCAGGAAAAACCACAUCCCCAGAGUGGGUGAUUUCAACGAGUCAACUUACUACAUGGAGGGAAACCUGGGCCACCCCGUGUUCCAGACGCAGUUCGGAAGGAUCGCGGUGAACAUUUGCUACGGGCGGCACCACCCCCUCAACUGGCUUAUGUACAGCAUCAACGGGGCUGAGAUCAUCUUCAACCCCUCGGCCACGAUAGGAGCACUCAGCGAGUCCCUGUGGCCCAUCGAGGCCAGAAACGCAGCCAUUGCCAAUCACUGCUUCACCUGCGCCAUCAAUCGAGUGGGCACCGAGCACUUCCCGAACGAGUUUACCUCGGGAGAUGGAAAGAAAGCUCACCAGGACUUUGGCUACUUUUAUGGCUCGAGCUAUGUGGCAGCCCCUGACAGCAGCCGGACUCCUGGGCUGUCCCGUAGCCGGGAUGGACUGCUAGUUGCUAAGCUCGACCUAAACCUCUGCCAGCAGGUGAAUGAUGUCUGGAACUUCAAGAUGACGGGCAGGUAUGAGAUGUACGCACGGGAGCUCGCCGAAGCUGUCAAGUCCAACUACAGCCCCACCAUCGUGAAAGAGUAGCCGGCUUCAGUGCCUGCCUUGGGGUGAGGAAGACACCUCUGCCCCAGUGGAUUAGCAAGUGUGGCAGGCUUAACAUGUCCAGGUUCUCCCCAAUAACAUUGUCCAGGUUGGUUUUAAAAUUCCCAGGCAGGGGGAGAGUGGCAUGGGGAGUGACUUCUUAAUGGGUAAGGGGCUGCUUACUUCUGGGGUAUUGGAAAUGUUUGGGGACUAGGUAGAGGUGAAUGUACUAAAUGCCACUGAAUUUGUAUACUUCAGAAUGUUUGUUAUGUAAAUUUUACCUCAACUAAAAAAAAAAAUGCCCAGGUACUGCUUGUGCAGGUGGAUUUGAGGUUAGGCAGAUGAUGCUGUCCAUCCCGUACACCAGUGGGAAGAGGGUGAGGGCUGAUCCAGAGACCCUGAGCCUACAGCAAGGCUGUGGUGGGUCGGAUGGUCUUUGGAUGUGUCAGCUUAGCUAGGCCACAGUCACCAGUAAUUCAAUCAGACACUAAUCUAGGUAUUUCUGUGAAGGUAUUUUGUAGAUGUGACAGAAGUCCAUUCCCAAUUGACUAAGUAAGUGAGAUUAUCUCAGAUAAUCUGGGUCAGCCUGACCUGAUUAGUCAGAAGGCCUAAAGAACAGAGCUAAGGGUUUCCCUGAGGAAGAAAUUCUGCCUGAGGACAGCAGCCCAGUGCUUGGCGAGAGUUCCUGACAGUCUGCCCUUCUGAUAGCCUGCCUCACAGAGUUUAGACAUGACUAGCCAGCUCCUACAAUCACUGAAGUCAAUUCCUUGCAAUAAAUCUCAAUAUAUCCCCUACUGGUUCUGCUUCUCUAGUUGAAUCUGACUGAUACAGAUUUUGGUGCCAAAAGUGGUUCUAGAAAAAUAGAAUCUUAAAGAUGAGUUUUCUGCAUUGGUUCUGGAUUUUUUUAGAAUUCUUCCCUAGUUUGAUUGAACUUAAAGGCAUCAAUGACUCUAUUUCCAUAGAGUCAGGGUAAAGAGGGUAGUUGGUAGUCCAUGGCAUGGUGCAGCAAUAGUUAUUUAUGUGCGAGACUAGCCAUCAGCCAUCAGUUUGUGCCCAGAGUUCCAGCCUGCCCUUUCUGAUGGCUUGUCCUGUGGAUAUCAGACUUGCCUGACCAGAUUCCAUCAUCAUAGAAGGUAAUUUGUUGCACUAAAUCCUUUUAUAUCUCUAUCCAUCACCUACUAAUUCUGCUAGUUCUGCUAAUGUGGUUGAGCUCCAUUUUACACAUCAGAUUACUCACUUCUCUACACCUUGGUUUUUACAUCUGUAAAAUGGGACUGGGCCAGGUGUGGUGGGGUGGCUUAUGCCUGUGAUCCCAGCACUUUGGGAAGCCAAGGCAGGUGGAUCACUUGAGGUCAGGAGUUCAAGACCAGCCUGGCCAACACGGCGAAACCCCGUCUCUACUAAAAAUACAAAAAUUAGCUGGGCAUGGUGGCGCAUGCCUAUAAUCCCAGCUACUCAGCAGGCUGAGGUAUGAGAAUUGCUUGAAUCUGGGAGGCAAAGGCUGCAGUGAGCUGAGAUCACGCCACUGUGCUCCAGCCUGGACAACAGAGUGAGAGCCUAUCUCCAAAAAAAAAAAGGGGUGGGGACCAUAUUCCUGCUUUAUGUCAAGACACUGGUAAGAGACAGACUAGAUGGGCCAGGGAGCCCCUUGGCAGUUAUCAGUGCAGCGCCUAUUUAGCCCUGUCCCUGAACAACACGGCAAGAGCCCAACCUGCCAAGUCUCAAAUAGCAGUUAACCAGAGUAUCGGGUUGGAGGUGGGGUUGAGAUUCUGUAAUUCCCCGCUUAUUGUUCCCAAUCAGAGAAGGCAGCCAGAGAAGGCAGCUUCAUCCCUUCACUGGCCCAGCAGCUGAACUAUAUGGAAACCUCCAUGUCAGGGCUAGGGUACUCCUGGACAGCCACCAAGGAUGAGAAACCCUGAUGGAGCUGCCUGGCCACAGCUCUGCGGUAACUUCCUUGAACUCUCUGUGCUGCAGGUUUUCACUUUACCUAAUGGCCCUUCUUGCACCUUUAAAAAAAAAAAAAAAAAAUUCCAGUCCUACAGACACAGUGAGCUUUUUUGCCUGUUCCUUUAGCUUUCAAAAUUUAGUGUCAGCCAAGGCGGGCAGAUCACAAGGUCAAGAGAUGGAAACCAUCCUGGCCAACAUGGUGAAACCCCAUCUCUACUAAAAAUACAAAAAUUAGCUGGGUAUGGUGGCGCACGCCUGUAGUCCCAGGUACUCAGCAGGCUGAGGGAGGAGAAUCACUUGAACCCGGGAGGCGGAGGUUGCAGUGAGCCGAGAUCACACCACUGCACUCCAGCUUGGCGACAGAGUGAGACUCCGUCUCAAAAAACAAAACAAAACAAAACACCUUAGUGUUUUUGGUUUCUAGAGGGUGUAAUCAACCUAAUACAGAAGCCAGCUUAGGUGACAAAUUGGUACAUUUGUGAAACAGGCAUGAAUAAAUGGACCACAACUCUUUGAUUAUCUGCAACUCUCAUUGCCUGGAAACAGAACAGUCAGGCCCAUCUUAGAGUAUGCAGGCCCUGUACAGCCAAGGUCAUUUCAAGGUUUAACUCAUCCCUGGAACAUGCAGAUGCUCAGUAAACAUUUGAAUGAA
This is a messenger RNA of Homo sapiens (human), 3823 nucleotides long. RefSeq names its product beta-ureidopropionase 1 (gene UPB1). Gene Ontology annotation, molecular function: beta-ureidopropionase activity. Bases 73 to 1227 code for a protein of 384 amino acids. The transcript is spliced from 10 exons. Gene Ontology annotation, cellular component: cytoplasm; cytosol. Gene Ontology annotation, biological process: dUMP catabolic process; dCMP catabolic process; beta-alanine biosynthetic process. Lineage: Eukaryota; Metazoa; Chordata; Mammalia; Primates; Hominidae. The record is from RefSeq and is marked reviewed.